UCUUAACAAAAAAAAAUGUCUUCGGGAAUAGGCCUCUUUGUUCUACCAGAUGACUCCUCCUCCACCUUGCUCAGCAUCCAACUUUUCCUCUUUCUCUCUAUCCUAACAGCUGUUUUCAGAUUCUGGCUAGUCCCGGGUGGUCUUGCAUGGGCUCUUUCCAAAGCAAAAACAGGUGCCCCCAUUCCCGGACCAUCUGGAUUUCCCCUUAUCGGACUCAUUUUCACUUUCAUGAGUUCUUUGACUCAUAGAAAACUUGCAAACCUUUCUCAGACCUUAAAGGCAGUUCCACUAAUGGCCUUUUCGGUUGGGUUCACCCGUUUCGUUAUUUCAAGUGAUCCGGGUUCGGCUAAGGACAUUCUCAGUAGUUCUGCCUUCGCUGAUCGUCCUAUUAAGGAAUCCGCUUACGAGCUCUUGUUUAAUCGGGCAAUGGGAUUUGCUCCCUUUGCAGAAUACUGGAGAGAGCUAAGAAGGAUUUCAGCUACUUACAUGUUUAGCCCGAAGAAAAUAGCUUGUGCUGAAGGAUUCCGUAAGAACAUCUGUCAUCAGAUGAUCACACAAUUAUAA
Molecule: messenger RNA, 564 nt
Organism: Impatiens glandulifera
Lineage: Eukaryota; Viridiplantae; Streptophyta; Magnoliopsida; Ericales; Balsaminaceae
Product: cytochrome P450 78A5-like
Exons: 2
Coding region: 16-564 (182 amino acids)
Molecular function (GO): heme binding; iron ion binding; oxidoreductase activity, acting on paired donors, with incorporation or reduction of molecular oxygen
Source: RefSeq, a predicted model, not a curated record